This is a messenger RNA of Ostertagia ostertagi, 765 nucleotides long. The record is from the annotation of a GenBank genome assembly. Lineage: Eukaryota; Metazoa; Nematoda; Chromadorea; Rhabditida; Trichostrongylidae.
GUUCCAACCACAACUGAGAAGGAAUAUCCAGCAUUUGACGACCCGUUCGCAAAGGAACCCACAUCUCGCAACCUUGCAGAGUCCGGUUUAUCAGACAGCAGAGCAAGAAGAUUCUUACCAGAGGAGAACAGUUACCACUACACAAAUGUCAUUGUGCAUUUCGACCUAAAAGGAGCACCUCCGAAAACCCAGUACUUUCUUGAACUUCUGAAGUUAGUAGCGAAAUCUGGAGCUACUGGUAUUUUGAUGGAAUGGGAAGAUAUGUUUCCAUGGUCCGGUGAGCUGAAAAUGGUAAGAAAUAGCAAUGCAUACACAGUCGAAGAGGUGCAACAGAUUCUUCAAAAGGCACGUUAUUCCGCUAGUGCAGACGUUUGGGCAUAUGGAAUGGAUUUUGAAGUUAUGAAGAAUUGUCCGAAGAUCGCCAGAGAUGAUGAUCCGCUAUCACGAGUCGCGUGCAGAGAAAGUAACGGCAUCUCGCAAUAUGGGAUACGGCGGACUCUGAAGCUUAGCGUGAGAGAUCACGAGCGACUUCCACGAAAGUUGAAGAGACAAAUGAGGACUCACGGAAGGGACUGUAUGUAUGCGAGAUCUCUCAAAGCUGCUGCCUCUGGACGUGUAGUGUGCCUCGGUGACCAGGGAGCCGUGAAUUUGAUCAAGCAGGCUAUCAAGCAGGUUGUCGAUGUUCAUCUCCCAUACGGUAUAAAACACUUCCACAUCGGAGCAGAUGAAGCAUUUCGGUCUAUAGAAAAUCUGGCGAUCGACUAA